AACACUGACAUGUCCAACAUGCUGCUGUGGAGCUGCUGCACCAUCUGGACUCUGCUGUGGGGCGUCGCUGCUGCUGCAGUGUUUGUAGAGAAGCAUGAGGCCAGCUCAGUCCUGCAGCGCUGGCGGCGAGCAAACAGCGGCUUCCUGGAGGAGUUCAAACAAGGAAACCUGGAGAGGGAAUGCAUCGAGGAGAUCUGCAGCUACGAAGAGGCUCGAGAGGUGUUUGAAGACGAAGACCAGACGAUGCAGUUUUGGCUGACAUAUGAUCGUCGUGAAACCUGCGAGAUCAACCCGUGUCAUAACAACGGGACGUGCAUUAAUAUGGGAACUACCAACGAGUGUCGGUGUCUCGAAGGCUUUGAAGGACGAUACUGUCAGACAGCGUUUGAAGAGACUCUGAAGUGCGUCUACCUAAACGGACACUGUCAGCACUUCUGUGACGGUUCAGGAUCGAGGCGUCGCUGUUACUGCGCUAACGGAUACGUGCUGGGAGACGACGGACGACAGUGCAUCCCCAACGUGAAGUAUCCAUGUGGUCUGGCCCCGCUGGAGAAAGGACAAAACCAGAGUGUGAUUAAUCCCAGGAUGGUGGGAACGAAUCAUUGUCCCAAAGGAGACUGUCCUUGGCAGGUAUUGGUUCAGUUAAAUGGAAGGAGCCACUGUGGAGGCGUGCUAAUCCAUCCAGAGUGGGUCAUCACUGCCGCACACUGCAUCCAUGGCCACGACCAAAACCUAACCGUGGUGGCAGGGGAACAUAACUUGGAUGUGGAAGAAGGGACAGAACAGAAGAUAACCGUUUCCAUGGCAGUCGCCCACGAUGAUUACAUCCCAGCGACAGGCGACAGCGACAUCGCCUUGCUGCAGUUGAGCCGUGGCGCCAACUUGAGCCAACACGUCAUCCCCGUCUGCCUGCCCACCAAAGACUUCGCCGAGCAGGAGCUGCUGCUGCAACGUUACCACGCGGUGUCUGGGUGGGGCAAGAGGACGACUGGGGGCAAUGCCGUGCCACUUGGCGCCCUGGUCUCCCCUGUCCUCCGCAAGAUGUCAGUCCCCAUCAUCCAGAACUCCCAGUGCUCCCAGAGAGCCCGCUUCAACUUCACCAAAAACAUGCUGUGUGCCGGAUACUUGGAAGGACGACAGGGUUGCCGUGGCGAUGAUGGCAGCCCGCUGGUGUCGCUCUUCGGCUCCACCCACUUUCUGACAGGUGUGGUUGGGUGGGGGCAGGGCUGUGGGUCUGGGUAUUAUGGGUUGUAUACCAACGUGGCCAACUUCGUAGAGUGGGUGGAGAAGACCAUGAAAAACCCACCAACCCCGCGGCCGCCGCGGCUUUUUGAACUGCUGGAGCAGAAACGCAUUUAAGAAACAAGGAUUCAUUUUUCUGAAUGAAGUUUAAAUCCUUUCUGAUAAAUCUGAAACUUUAUCACUGAAAUCCUUCUAUUUGUACUGCUGGUCUGUCGGGUUUGUUUCAGCUGAAAUGUUUAAAAUGAAGAAACAUUUCUGGUGUUCUGGAAAACAAAGAAGCAGAAUAAAUGUCACCGACUGAGAGCUCUGUGGCUAAUCUCAACUCUUAAUUUUGUUUUUCUGUGUUUCUGUGUCCUCCUCCUCUGCCUGUACUGCAGAUUA
Messenger RNA from Archocentrus centrarchus (flier cichlid), 1623 nucleotides. RefSeq names its product coagulation factor VIIi (gene f7i). Gene Ontology annotation, molecular function: serine-type endopeptidase activity; calcium ion binding. The record is from RefSeq and is a predicted model, not a curated record. Gene Ontology annotation, cellular component: extracellular region. NCBI's taxonomy places the organism in Eukaryota, Metazoa, Chordata, Actinopteri, Cichliformes, Cichlidae. Gene Ontology annotation, biological process: blood coagulation; proteolysis.